Molecule: messenger RNA, 4073 nt
Organism: Thamnophis elegans (Western terrestrial garter snake)
Lineage: Eukaryota; Metazoa; Chordata; Lepidosauria; Squamata; Natricidae
Product: plasminogen-like
Exons: 19
Coding region: 40-2487 (815 amino acids)
Biological process (GO): proteolysis
Cellular component (GO): extrinsic component of plasma membrane
Molecular function (GO): signaling receptor binding; serine-type endopeptidase activity
Source: RefSeq, a predicted model, not a curated record
GCAGACAAAGCUUUCAGCACACAACUUGACUGUCCCAAAAUGGAAUGCUGCAAAUAUAUAUUUGGGUUAGUUUUCUUUCUCUAUACAGUUCAAGGAAAUAUUCUGGACAAUUAUGUAAGGACAGAUGGUGCUUGGAUCCUUGGUCAAGAACCCACCAUCUAUAGAACUUUAACUAAAGGAGCUUGUGCUAUCAAAUGUGAAACUGAAACAGCAUUUACCUGCAGGGCGUUUCUAUUUACAGCCAAAGAGCAGCAAUGCAUUAUGUUGAACGACAAUACUAAAACAGCGCCUGUGUUCAGAAAAGCAGGGGCCAUUCUCUUUGAAAAACGAAUAUAUCUCUUGGAAUGCAGAAUUGGAAUUGGAGUGGACUACAGAGGAAUGGAGUCAAAAACACGGAAUGGUGUCGUAUGCCAGAAAUGGACCGACAACAGUCCUCAUAAUCCCAAUUAUACCCCUUCUCUUUAUCCCAAUGCUUCAUUAGAAGAAAACUACUGCAGAAAUCCAGAUCACGAUGGUAAUGGUCCCUGGUGCUAUACAACAAAUCCUGAAACCAGAUAUGAUUCUUGCAACAUACCUGAAUGCGAAGAGCAGUGUAUGCACUGCAGUGGGGAAAACUAUCGAGGCAAAGUUUCCACAACAGAAUCUGGGCUCACCUGCCAGGCAUGGGCUUCUCAAGAGCCUCACACUCAUGGAUACAUUCCUUCCAAAUUUCCAGAAAAGAAUCUGAUAUCAAAUUACUGCCGUAAUCCAGAUGGUGAGCAACGGCCUUGGUGUUUCACUUCCCUCCUGACGAAACGCUGGGAAUUCUGUAGCAUUCCACGGUGCGCUACAUCUCCACCAGCUAUUACGGGCCAACAAUGUCUUGUGGGAAAUGGAGAAGAUUAUCGAGGAAAUGUAGGAGUGACCGAAUCAGGAAAAACCUGUCAAUCAUGGGCAUCCCAAGAACCUCAUACCCAUGGAAGAACUCCAGAAAACUACCCAUGCAAAGGUUUGGAAGAAAACUAUUGUCGAAACCCUAAUGGAGAGACUAAGCCUUGGUGCUAUACAUCUGACCCAAAUACACGAUGGCAAUACUGCAACAUUGCUAAAUGUGAUGAUGUCAUCACAGUUACUGCUGCUGUCCCUGUUGUUCCUCCCCAAAUAUCCCCCCAAGUACCUCAACAGGAACCUCAACAAGUACCUCAACAGGGUGAUGAUUGCUAUAAUGACAACGGCUCAAGUUAUCGGGGUACUACUGCAGUGACUAUCACAGGGAAGAAAUGCCAAGCAUGGAUUUCUAUGCGGCCUCAUCGUCACUCUAAGACACCAUCUGCAUUCCCAGAUGCGGGCUUGACGAGGAACUAUUGCCGAAACCCAGACGGUGGCAAAGCACCCUGGUGUUAUACUACUGAUCCUGAAACAAGGUGGGAGUACUGCAAUCUGCAAAAAUGUGCUAAACCGAAACCUUCGUACACAUUGACACUAGACAUUGACUGCAGGGUUGGAAGUGGCAGAGACUAUCGUGGGCAUAUUGAAACCACAGUGAGUGGUAAGCCCUGCCAAGAAUGGCAAUCACAUGGACAAACUUCUUUCACACCAGAAACUCACCCAACGUCAGGACUGGAGAAAAAUUACUGCAGAAAUCCUGAUGGUGAUACAAACGGUCCUUGGUGCUAUACAACAGAUGAAAAAACAGUCUGGGAAUAUUGUGAUGUUCCACAGUGCCCUGUUCCUGAUGAUGGGUGUGGAAGAGCCAAAUAUCCACCACGUCUAUGUUUUGGAAGAAUUGUUGGUAGCUGUGUUUCAAAUCCUCAUUCUUGGCCCUGGCAGAUGAGUCUCCGUAUUGAUGUUGACAAACGACAUUACUGUGGAGGUACCUUAAUACAGCCACAAUGGGUUCUGACAGCAACUCACUGUUUAAACCGGUCACCAGAUCCUAAUUAUUACACAGUGUCGCUCGGCCUGCACACAAAGGCAGCCUUAGAACCAUCCGCCCAACAUCGCAGCGUUGAGAAAAUAUUCAAAGAACCAUAUCGGGCAGACAUUGCCUUGCUGAAAUUAAGCAGCCCAGUACGGAUCACCAAUGAAGUCAUUCCAGUCUGCUUACCUUCAGCCAACGUUGUUGUAGCAGGUGGAACAGAAUGUUAUGUCACAGGAUGGGGAGACACAAAAGGAACUGGUGGAGAAGGCUUACUUAAAGAGACUGGCUUCCCUGUCAUUGAGAAUAAAGUGUGUAACCGGCCUGAGUUUCUAGAUAAUGGAGUUGAUAACCAUGAACUCUGUGCUGGUAAUAUUGAUGGUGCAUCUGAUAGCUGUGAGGGUGACAGUGGAGGCCCCCUGGUCUGUGAAGAGCAAGGAAGAUAUGUGCUACAUGGUGUCACCUCCUGGGGUGAAGGCUGUGCCCAGCCCAUGAAACCUGGAGUUUAUGUCCGAGUGUCUCACUUUAUGCCAUGGAUCCUUAGCAUUCUGAGAGAAAAUGACUACUUGCCGAAUGCAACAAGAAAAUGAAGAAUAAAUAGAAAUGAAGUGCAAUACAAUGAAAUAAUUUACAUGAAUGUAAAAUAAAUACCAUGAAUAUCCUGUAAGCAACACUUUCUUUCUUUCUUUCUUUCUUUCCUUCCUUCCUUCCUUCCUUCCUUCCUUCCUUCCUUCCUUCCUUCCUUCUUUCUUUCUUUCUUUCUUUGUUGGUUAACACCUCUGUUGGUUACAAGGUGCCUGAGUCUGUAGAACAGUCAUCUGUGUUAGUUAUGAUAUAGAAAAUCUGAGGAUAUUGAAUCGCUAGCAUUUGGCCGGAUAAAUAGCCACUGAAGGAGGAAACCUCUUGGUAUUAUAGCAUGACUUUUGGGACACUUGUCUUUCUGUCUGUCUGUCUGUCUGCCAUGUCAUGUCAUGUCAUGUCAUCUACCUACCUACCAAGUAUCCAGAAUGAUACAAUAUGGUUCCAAAAAGAAAGGCUCUUUCUUAAGAUGAAGUGCAGAAAGAUUUCUCCAAAAUUUCUAUACAGCAAUGUUGGAUGGCUAUGAUGGUGGACCAUUCAUCUCUUUCUGCAAAUGGCAUUAUAUCUUUAAUGCUGCAUUAUAUGAAUUGUUCAUUCAGUUUCAUGAGCACCAUGAGUAAAAAUUCACCAAUAAAUUAUUCCCCAAGUUAUAACUGAAGAUGCAACAUUUCUUUCUGACUCUUUCAUGGUGGCUGGGGAAUUCUGGGAGUUGAAGUCCACAAGUCUUAAAAGUUGCCAAGUUUGGAGAUCCCUUGUCUAGGCCAUCUAGAUUUGCUGAGAUCUCUUUGGAAUACAUGCUCAACCUUCUACAUUGCCUUAGGAGUGAAACAUGCCAUAUAACCACGUUCUUUCAUACUCAUUUUGUUCAAAAGUAUCCAAAAGCAUUUAAACUGCAUUCUCAAAUGUACUUGCUUUUUCUUUUACACAUUUAAGAUUACAUCUUAAGCCCAGUCAGCUGCUUUUCUUUAGGCAAAGCCAGUUUAUAAUUUUUGACCAGUUGUUGGGUGUGGGAGGAGAAAGCGACAGGCAAACUCUCUUCUACUUUGAAUACCAAAUCUAUGUUCCGAGAGAAACCAGAGAGCAGAUUUAAUCUGGCUUUAUAUUUGGUACACAGCUGUAACGCAAGCAAUGUUAGUUAUGUAUUUGUGAAAAAUUUGAAAUGGCUUUUGCUUCAGGUGGGACUUUUAUCUAAAGCAACUAAAACCAUGAAGGGAAGGAAUUUCCUCUGGAGGAUGGUUAAAAAAAAAAAGAAGAAGUAAAGAGUAAAUUCCCCCCUCCAUACCUGCUAGGUGAGCUUGAUGCCUGUCUGACCCAACCAGAGAAUGUGAAUCUGAAAAGAUUGCAAUGUUCAAGAAACCAAUUAAAUCCUUGAGAGUAGCUGUCCAGCCUCUCAAAAACGUCCACAGAUGGCAAAGCCACAACCCCUGUUCCUGCACCUCCCUUCGUAUCCAGUUUAUCUCUCCAAUAUCUAAGAAUUAGCAGUAAGCAUAGAUUGCUGAGUAGACAGAACUUAAGAGAAACAACAAUUAAGAGAAUGGUUAAACAAGUAGCAACUCUAAAUCUCAACCAACAAUGCUCUUACACAUUGGCAACAAAA